AUGCCAUCCUUUGGCAGGCUUCAAGCCGCGCUGGCUUCUGCAACAAACGAGUUGACGCUUGCAGCGGCGAACAUCAAUUUUGACUUCACGCUAGUUAGAUGUGAAGUGCCGAAAGAAUUCGAACCCCUAGGCAGUGCCCUGUCCCAAACUAGGAAGGAGAAUGCAGAAGGGGGGACAGCGCAUAUCACUGCUCGCAGGCUUGGUGCGCUUUUCGAGGGCAUAAUUCAACCAACACCUGCUCUUGUCAAGUCAUAUGGUACACGGGUGUCUAAGGUCGCUCAAGCGGCCCAACAACAAAGCCCACCUGAGAUAGAGGAGAGCAUCUUUGCAGCGCAUGCUGGGGCAGAUGGUACUUCUAUCUGGGCUGCAGCAACAUCAUCUGCAACGGCUUUGCAUGUGCAGCUUCUGGCCUGUAUGCUGGCUCGUCUCUGGUCAGCUUCGGAGGCGACAUCAAUAUGGUUUGAGCUUAUCAAGGAAAGGAGGAAACAGAUCGAAGGAUUGUGGAACGAUGAUGAGCCUCUUCGAUUCGCCACAGUUGCUGCCGCAGCUCAGUCAGACAUAUCUCGCGCUAGCCUAGCUGAGUGGGACGCAAGUGUCCGCUCUUGGCUCCGAACAGCAGACCGGUUCAACCAAGAGCGCCAAGAUAAGCUGAUGAUGCUUCUUGACGAAGUAAACUUGCCCAUCAGUCAUGACACAGUCUACUCAAGUGUCAUAGCAGCUUGGAAGUCAGCCGCGGAGACCAUGGAAAGGCUUGUUGGGGGCAUGCCCCAGGCAGUCAACGAAGGCUCAUGCCUUCUUGCCCUGAGCGCCUGGCACCUGUAUCCUGAUAUCACUGUCGGAGGGUCAGAUAAGCCACCUCUCCAGUUCUCAGAUCCGCUUGUCAAGCCCGGUGGGUUCCUGACAUUGGGGCUCGCUCGUCCACUCAAAGGUGACGCCCAUGGUGUUUUCUGGUCCUUGUCGCUGGCGUAUCUGAACUUUUACGGUCGCCCCAUCUCCAGGAAGGCUAGGUUUGACACAGAGUCUCGCAAGCUAUCAUUUGACCAGUUCACCCAAGCGGUGUACGGUUCUCUCCUGGGACAUUGGAAUCUCACGGGACCUUUGGCACAAUACGCGUCUCGUAUAUUUGUUGCGAUGAAAAGGACAAUAGAACGACAGAUGUCUGCUGAUACGUCUGAGAUCGUGGCCACAAGGCUACGAGAUCCAUCUUCCGCUAUCAACAUCCUCUCAAAACUAGGAGCCGCCUACCUGGACGCGCAGCCUUUCCCAGAUGAUAUCAUCCACAAGCUCUUUGCCCUCGGCAACAGACGCGCUUCUAAGUUCAUUCCAUCCACGGGACUGAGGCCGUUCCUUGGACUUGGCGAUGUGGGAGAUCUUCUGAGUAAACUCAAAGGCCCAAUGGAAAGAGUUGCCCUGCUUCGCCGGCUAGCUCUCUCCAGUGACUAUGAUCCUGAUGCAUUCAUUAUCCGCUACUUUGACGACGACAUGAUAUCGGUUACUCCAACUGGACUGGAACGGUAUUGCGCGUUUGCCAGUGCACAAGCUCGCCGUAACCCCGACGGUCUCUCAUCAACACAUGGCCAAUGGGUUCCCAUAUCAUAUAUGGGGAAAUAUCAAUAUCUGGGAGAAGUGGUCACCGAGAUGACCGACCUCGACUGCCGCCACCUCAGUUCGAUGGGCAAAGCAAUCGCUAUGACAGCGACAGGUCCGACCGGAGAGGUAGUUAUCCAGGACUUUCAUUUUGUUUGUGGUUUAGAACGCAGUGCCGCCAUUUACAUGCAGGAGACAGCAAUUGAACGCCGUGCACGAAACGAAAUACUUCGCCCCGCCAUAAGAUCUUUAAUUAUAGAAGACAUAAUAUGGUGCUUGGAGUCAGAUUUCUGUGAUACAGAAAAGUUGAUUCAUAUUUUCCAUGAUGACCCGGCACCUGCAAGUAUGGCCUUGAGAGCACUGACCAUAGCUCACAAGGUUUAUCAAACGCUCCCGGACGCGGCCAUAUCUACUCGUUCUUUAGAAUCACCUUUAUAUCAAGCCAAGUGGGUCAAGUCUCUGCUAGACAAGAGGGCAGACCGAGAUCACAGUCUGAGACUCAGUAAUUCACUAUCGUGUGUGGCAUAUUUGGAAGGUGGAUUUGACUUGGAGCCAGAAAAUUUAGAGCGAGCGUUCGCUCUCGCUUUCGAAGAAAGUAUCUACUUCUCCAUGAAGGCAUGA
Molecule: messenger RNA, 2208 nt
Organism: Fusarium tjaetaba
Lineage: Eukaryota; Fungi; Ascomycota; Sordariomycetes; Hypocreales; Nectriaceae
Exons: 1
Coding region: 1-2208 (735 amino acids)
Source: RefSeq, a predicted model, not a curated record